Apis cerana (Asiatic honeybee) is the source of this 9257-nucleotide messenger RNA. Its product is annotated as synaptotagmin 12. Gene Ontology annotation, molecular function: SNARE binding; calcium ion binding; clathrin binding. Gene Ontology annotation, cellular component: plasma membrane; exocytic vesicle. The record is from RefSeq and is a predicted model, not a curated record. Gene Ontology annotation, biological process: synaptic vesicle endocytosis; calcium ion-regulated exocytosis of neurotransmitter. Lineage: Eukaryota; Metazoa; Arthropoda; Insecta; Hymenoptera; Apidae.
GUUGCAAGCCUCGAUUCUAGGCUUCAGUCAGUCGUGCGAGGAGCGAGACUCGCUAGGGUCGAAGGCUCGUUGCGACCGUGGUGGUCACCCUUCUCGGCGGACUGUUCCCUCGGAACAGGCUCCACCUGUUUAUCGUUCCGUCGUGUGACCAGCAAAAGAAAAAAAAAGCGCACCGUGUGAAACAAAACGUGAGAGAAAUGUUGGCGGCGUUGAUCAGAAGGGAGAAUCGUGGGCCGAUCGAACGAUACACGAGAUAAUCGUGGUGAAAGAGGUGGAUGAGUGCCGGCAGCCUAACCAGUGAUUUCGGCGUGAUUACCAGCUUAAUUGAUCAGAGCCGCCACACAGUCUUGGGUCGUAGACGAAGGAAAAAGGAUGGAGGAAGGAAGCUCGAGGGAGGGUUCGGCGGACUGAUUGGAUUUGCGGUCGGGCCUGGAUUUAGUAUUAAGAAGGAUGGGUUGGACACUUACCGUUCUUGGGGUGGCUUUAGCUAUCGUCAUUGUGGCAGGCACUGCCCUUGCUCUGUGCAGAAGAUAUUGCAUUGGCUGGCAAUGGGGUACUAGAAACAUUUGGAAUGUCUGCGAGGAGUGGCGGCAAAGGUUAUCCUGGUUAUGGGCACCGCGAGAAGAAAAGGUCGGUUUAGUCAAAGCACAACAUCCAACAGCUCAAACAAUCCCUGGUUUAUAUCGACAACCUGGAAACGCAUCUCAACAUCUGCUUCACAGUGACAGCGAUCUCAGGCUAGAUGCACAAGGAGCUUUUACCAGAUUCGAACCAGUAGACAGAGAUCUUCAUCCGCCUCUGGGCACAACAACCGGUAGCACAAUACCACCGCAGCCUUUGAGACCGGCACCUCAACCAAGGCCAACUGCACGUCCAAGGCCGUCUCCACUUCAAACCUCGAGCACCGUAGACCAGUUGAGAAUGCAAGAGGUCGGUCCGGUUCCUCUAACUCCACCACCAUCGUUACAGAGGGCUCCAGUUCCCUCGAGAUCGUCCGGCUCGUCGGUCUUCCUUUUUCAGAACGAACCCAUCAAGAAUUACGGUCUGCAUAAAACAUCAAACGAUCAUGGUUCGUUCAUAUUCGAUGGCGAGGCAACGAAGACCGUGGCGGAGAAUAUUCAAAUGGCGUCGUACGGCUCGCAGAAUCAUAUAGACUCGAGGCUGAGAUACGAGCUCGGUGAGGAACGAAGGAAAGAGAAUAGAUGCAAUCCUUACAGGCAAUUCGACGGUGGUAUCGAGUCGACCAGGAUCAGAUACGGUGUACACGGUGUACCUAUAGCUACCCUCGAUGGUAAAGGGGACGAGGAUAGCAACACGAGUUACGGGAGCUACGACAUCGUUCAAAGGAGUCACAUGAUACGGCAACAUAUCAGGAAUGAUUCGAGGGGCUCGCCGAGCAGUUUCGGUAUGACGAAUUCUUCGAAUGCCGCAAGCCAGACUAUCAUGGAAUCGAUAUACGGAUCCGAGGAGCUGUCUAAGAUGCUUCAGAGCACUCAGAGUCUUGGGAACGACCUCGAUCAUAAGAGCAACGAGAUGCAAAGCAUCGAGAUGACGCCCUUUAGAAGUUCCAGCCUUCAGGACAACAUAGGCCCGUCCUACUUGUUCCGCGAGUCUCAAGGGUUGCAGAAAGUCUCCCAAUACAUUCAAAGUUUGCCCGAUCUUCCAAUAUACGAUUCGAUUAACGAGCUGGGACUCCAUCAAGAUCAGGAUCGCGUGCUCUACGACGACACAAUUCAGGAAUCGAUCAACGCAUUGAAGGUCAGCGAGGCCGUAUCCAGCCCGAUACCACCACCACCACCCGCGCCACCCGAUCCACCGAAAGAGAUGCCAAAAAAGAACGGGCAGACAACUGGCGAAAGAAUAUUUAACGCCCUUAGAUUGGUCACUUCGCAGAGUUAUAUCGACGCCUCGGAAUUUUACAACUCGGUCGUGUCUUCGGCACAACAAGUUCAACGUUUCACCUUCCCAUCGAGAUCCCCAUCGUCGUUGGUCGAGGAGAACACCGGUGGCCAAUUGCAGGAUGAAGUUCAAGAUAUUUAUGCGGAAAAUGAUUCUGACAUGAUAGGUCCUGACGACUGUAGGCGUAGCUCCGAUCUUUACAGUCCCGAACUUAAUUUAGAAGCACAUAGAACUGCACAAGAGGUGUACAAUAGUUUACAAGAUCCACCAUCAUCCCCAUUGUUACUUAAAGAUCACAAUCAAGAGAUUUACACAUAUAUGACUGAUCCUAGUUUUACGAGAACCUCUGAGGAUAUUUUAAAUAGCAUUGAGCAAAGGAGAAAAAGUAUGGAAAGAUUGAACGGUAUUCACGAACUUAACGAACUCGAUGAUGCUGAUACAUUAAGAAAGCGAAACGACUUCUACGUUGCAGUGGAAGAAGUGCAAUUGAAGCGAAAAUUCUCUCAGAGUUUUAUCACAAACUAUACCAUGAACGAUUACAAUGAGGUCAACCCUGGAAGUCGUCGUGGACCUCAGGGACCGGAUCCAGAGCCACCGCCGGAUGAAUCGAACCUGAAAAGGGCAAUAAGCUGCGAAAGUGUGUGCUCUGAUACGAGUGUAGUAUUAAACGACCUCGAAGAAGCGCCUGUCGUCGGCCACGUGUGUGUCGGUGUCCAAUACGACAGAUGGAGUGGCCGAGGUGCUGAUAGCGAGGGUGAUCUUGCGGUCAGCGUUCUCGAGGCCAGAGAUCUCAUCGCCCCAGAUGGUCAACCUGCUCAAGAUACCUUUGCUAGGGUUUGCCUGUUACCAAACAGACAGUUACACGUGAAAACAAGACUGUAUAGAGGAAGUCCAUCGCCUAGUUAUCAAGAAAAUUUUUUGUUUCCUUUAGACGAUGGUCCCUCGGGGAGAACUCUUCUUGUCGAAGUGUUUUCUGACGAGACCAGUAUAGGUGGUGGAACAUCCCUCAUUGGAGAAGCUAGAUUACGUCUAGGACCUGCCUCAAGGGCACCGGCGACUACUUGGUUACCACUCAUGGGAUCAGCUUUGCCCACGCCAAGACUUGGAGAAUUAAUGUUCUCUUUGAGCUACUUGCAAACAGCCGAAAGGCUCACAUUAGUAGUAGUAAAGGCUAGAAAUUUACGUGGCGCCAAUACCGUGCCUGGUGAUUUCUUCGUCAAGGUUUAUUUGCUACAACAAGGAAAGAAGAUUCACAAGAAAAAGACAUCCGUGAAGAAAGGAGAAGAGAGCCCGAUCUUCAACGAGGCAAUUAUUUUUAAUGUGCCCAGUCAUAUUAUGCAGAACAUACAAAUAAGACUAACCGUAGCUGAAGUAAGCAAUGACCAGGGAGUAAAUUCGAAACCAUAUUCUGUCGGGCACAUUAUCGUAGGACCCACAUCAGCAGGAAGAGCAUUUGUUCAUUGGAGACAAAUGUUGGCUGCUCAGAGGCGCCCUGUCGCUAUGUGGCAUCCCCUCAGAAAAUGAAAGAAAUAUAGAGGAUGUUAGUGAUGACAAUGUAGAAAUGAAAAUCUGUACAGAUUUAAAGUAUAAUUGGAGAACGGUAGAGUUACAUAAAUAUAAUUUUAUGAUACAUUGAUAUUGUUUUUGGUUUUAAAUCAUUUAUUUUUUAAAAGAGUUAUUAUUCUUUUAAAUUUUUAUUUUUAUUUAUAAUAAAUUACAUUGUGUUUGAUCAUACGUUGAAAAAUUUAAAGAUCAUUUUGAAUUAUUCAAAAAUAUUAAUAUCGUUCAGAAUUCAUUUAAAGGCAUUCGAGAAAUUUAUUAAAUGUAAUUUUUUUUAAAAAACAUACGUUAAAAUUUUAGUGAAAUUAAAUUGUUCCAAAGUAAAUGAUUUAAAACUUUUAAGACAAUUUUUAGAAUAACUUAAUAAUACGCGAUAAUAUCACUAAUAAUCUAUUUUCAUCAAAAGAGGAAAAAAAAAGAGGGAGAAAAUAAAAUUUUGUUAUUACGUUCGUCGAAUUUAAAAAACGAUUGUAUACAAUUCGUUGGAAUCAUUCAUUGUAACUUUGCGAAUUACAGGGUGCUGAAAUAUUUAAGGCCUCAUAUAGGAAAGAUUUUUUAUUCACAUUAAGAUUACUUGUAUUAAUAACGUUAUUAAGGAUUUACACUAAAUGUUCACCAUUAUCUAUUUAACCGUUCUCCUCUAUACUCCACGAGGAAGUAUAAACCAUAAACGUGUGAUAUAUUGCAAGUAGAAUGAUGAUAAUUCAAAAAAAUCUACGAUUCACCGUUUUCGAUUUGAUGAUGUAAAAUCUUAAUGUCAAACUCGUAUCCUAUUGUACAUGUACUAAAUGGAUGUACAUCGUUCAACAUAAUUGUUUCAUCUAAUGAUAAAGUUCAAAAAUGACGGCUCCGUGAUCCUGUCAUAAUUUUAUUCAAUGAAUUAUAUUACGAGGUUGUCGUUAAAAUGAAAGAAGAUUAUUUUAUUUAUUGUACAAAACAAGAGGAUCGAAGAAAACACGGAGCUGGUAUCAAUCAUUUCAGACUGAUGUAUCGAUAUCAAAAGUCAUCGUCAGACACAAAAAAAAUCAUCAUAGAUUCUAAAUGGAUCCAUAUUGUUGUUCACAUCAAUUUCACACAUUGUUGUGUGUCCCUUCACGAGGAAGGUUCGAACAAAUUUUGUGACGAGAUCACAAUAUUCUCUCUCUAACAAAAGGCUCAAAUAUUUGUACCCAUAUUUUAUAUACGAUGGGCAGACGUCAGAGCUAAAAAAAUGUAAUGUACAAUCACUUUGUCUUUUAUUCGUUGUUGGAACGAAUUAAAUGAAUUGCACAUAAAAUGAUGCAAAAAGAAGAAAGAAACCAAACAUAGUAACAUUGUUGAUACGUAUUCUUUAUUUUUUGGUUUCUUUUUCUUUGAAGAAUAGAAUAGAAAGAAUAGAAUGUAUAAGUAGAUAAAGUUUAGAAAACAAGCUUAAUCGAACCUUCCUUACGUGUAUAAAGAAAAUUCCAUCAGAACUUCCUGUGUGGAUCACGUUGAUGUCAGUUAAAAUGUAUUCCGUUUUUUCGAAAGAAAAGCUCGCUUUUUCCACGUCGGACAAUCAUUGUUUGCUUUAAGGCCAGAAUUAUCUAUCAGUUAUUUUAUAAAUACUUUUAAAAUUUUUUAUCGUUGAUUUUUUUAUAAUUUUCAUUUUCUUUAUUCUAAUAUAUAAAUCUUGUUUAAUCAUUCGUUUAACAACUGACUAUAUAUAGUUACAGAAGAAUAAAAAAAAUGGAAAAAAGCAACAAAGAAAAAAUAGUCGAGAAAUGUUUCGACAAUUUAUCGCGAUUAAAAGAUUCAUUGCGAUGAUAGAAGCCCUAAGGUUCAGGGUUUUAUUCGAGUGUAAAUGUUGUUGUUCUCAAUGAACUGUUAAUGUUUGUACAGAGUUUAUUAACGACGUACUCGACGUGCAGAGCAUUCUCUUCGAAACAUGGACGAUUGACCUCGAUUUUUAAUUAUUUUUUCUCUUUCCCCUAAUGAUCGAUGAUCUAAUGAUCGGUCUUUCCACUUUUCUUCUUCCUUUUCUUCUUUUUCUUCUUUUUCUUCUUGUCACAUUUCUCAUCACUCGACUUAUUUAUUUCUUCUCGUUAUUUCAUUUCAAUAACAUCAUUGGUUUCGAUUUCUUCUUUUUCUUCGUUUUUCCUUUUCCUUCUUCGUGAUCGUACUUGGCAUAUAGCCGAAUUACACGAUUCUCAAACAAAAGCAGAAUCAAAUCUACUGCGGGUUAUUUGUACGUAUACUGUACAAUUGAACAAUGAAAGAAUGCUUGCGACUUAAUCCUAUAAAAUUUACCCAUUACGAUUCCAAUGGAUGUUCGAGGUUACGAUAAUAUUCGAUUAUUCCUAAUUGAAUACGCGUUGCCAUUUGGUCGGAACUACAUUUCAUUAUUUUAAAAUUUAUUUAAUACAACAAAAGUGAUAAAAUUCAAAAAGAACACAAGAAUAUAAAUGAUAAAAUUCCAAAGAAAGUAAGGAACUAGCGGUAUUAUAUUUUAUUACAUUAUAGUAUAAAGAUAGUUUCCUCUAGUAGAUAUAAUCUUUCAAAAAUUAUGUAAAGAUUAAUUUAUAAUUAACGACAUAUUUGUAGUUCGGAUGGAAAUGGAAAACCUCGCAAUAUUUAUAAUUAUGGGAUUGUUAGCGCAAAUUGAACGAAUUAGAUAGCCUUUCGGACCUCAUAGCCUAUUCUAUACCUAUAAAUUUUGUACCUCUUCGUACACAAUAAAAGUUAACAAAACUAAUCCUUCGUAUACACGUACACAUUAUGCAUAUACCACGUGUAUAUAUACAUCUAUAUAUAUAUAUAUAUAUAUAUAUAUAUAUAUAUAUAUAUAGAUAAUAUAUAUAUAUAUAUAUAUCUAAUAUAUAUAUAUAUAUUAUAAUUACAUUGUGAGAAAAUUUUACACUCUAUAUUAUUAUACAUUUUUUGUCAUAAAUUAUCGACUAUUUGAAUCCAUACUUAUAAACUUAUUCAGGUUUUUUCUAUCGCCAACUUACUAUGGGACUAAUAUCGCUGAACUCUCAUUAAACCCCAUAAAUAUAUUUGUAAAUUAUCCAUUGUGGACGAUAUGUAUCUCUGCAUCGUUUUGUACAAAGUGAUUAACGAGAAUGAUUGCGAUUAAUUAUUCAUUGCACAUUGAUAAAUUGAAUAUUUUUUUAAUAUAGCAAUGUCUUCAUCGAUGAAAUAAUUUAUAUAAGUUAUAUAUGUAUAUUGGAAUUGAACAUCUUCCUUUAACAAUCUGCGACUCGUAUAUUUAAUAUUUUUUUAUUUUUUUAAAUUUUCCAGAAAAAGAAUUAAUCAUCGGUAUUUCAUUGAUCCGAUCGACGAAUCAAUCAACUGCAAAAAGAAGAAUCUUCGAUUACAAUCCAAUAAUUAAAUCAUAAUGAUGUACCUUCUCUUAACGUAACUCAUAGAUCGUUGUUAAUAAAAAAUAAAAAAAGAAAAAGAUUUCUUUAUUAUCAUUCAUGAUGCGUAAUUAAUGUCAAAAUCAAUUUAAUUAAUCGGAUCAUCGUCGUAUUCCACUUUGUACUCACGAAACCGUACGUAGUACGUAUGUAUAAUCUGUAUACGUGUAAGUCAAAUUACCAUUCAAAACACUGUUGUAUAUCAGCACAAAAUUAAUCUUUUAUUCUUAAUACCAAUGUGGCGUACACGCGCGCGUACACACGCGUAAGUGAAAUAUAGUUCACUAUAUGUUUGUCUACGACCGUGUACGCAUGUGUGAAUACAUAUUUACUAAGUUUUACUGUUAAACUGGAAUAAAUUAAAAAAACGAAUAGCGCAGAACGAUGAGACAGGGAAAGAAAAAUAUUGAAGGCGUUCAAUAGCUUGCUUCUCGUUUAUCAGAAUUUAGUUUUGUCAGGGACUAGUUAUAGACAAAAUUAGCAAAAACAGAAAAUGGGAAAAAAUGGAAAGAAAUAGAAUGCGCGAAAGAGAAUGAGAGAAUAAAAGAGCGAGAGAAAGAGAUACGUGAGACUGAGGAGAGAAUGAGAGAGUGAAAAUGUAAAAAAAAAAAAAAAUAAGAGAAACGCACAGAACGCGAGAAAAAAAUAGCGCGAAAGAUAGGUAAGAACGAUGUCGAAAAGUCAGGAAUAAAAGGAAAAAAGAAUGAUGAUGACAAUAAUAAUGCCAAUGCGAUUCGUACCACAAAUGAUGCAAUACAAUAAAAGCAAUGCAAUACAAUACGCAUGUAAAAUACAUUUAUUUUACAUUUUAAUUAUUCACAUAUAUAUAUAUAAUAUAACAUUUAUUAUGUUAUAUUAUUUAAUUAUUUGUUAUAAAUUUAAUAACAAUUCGUAUGUUGUAAUUAAAUUGUAAUAUUUUAUUGUAAUAUUUUCCAUCAUUUAUUAUUACUUAUAUAUGUAAAAUAUUUUCUUUUAAAACGUUGUAUAUUUGUAAAAAUAUUUUAUUUUCGUUGAAUGAACAUAAUAUUUUAUUGAAAUAUAUAAUAAAUGUUUUUUUCUUAAUCAUUUUUCUUUUGUAUGAUUAAUCAUAUAUAAAAUUGUGUAUACAAUUUUCAUUAAUUACAAAUCAGAUAUAAUUUAUUAUAUAAUUAAUUCAUUAUCAGAAUUCGUGGAAAAUUACAAUGCUUUAUAAUUUAUAAAAGCGAUCGAGAUUGUGGGACGAAUCGCAACGCGUAGUCGUUGCAUGAGUGUAUGAUUCAUAGAAAAAUACUAUAAAAUUUAAAUUGUUUUAUAUUUUUGUUACGCCUCUCUGUGAUAUAAUAAGGGCACAUUCACCUCACCCUAUAUAUGCAUUAAUCUUUGUAUCUAUUGAUUAAGAUGAAACUUUUUGAAGAAAAAUCCUUGCCAAGCUCUUCCUAAUUACAUUUUGGAUUAUGCUCGUGCGUACCAUCAUCAGAUUAAAAGAAAAUCAGAAAUCGUGGAAGAUACAAUUUUAAACGAUUAAAAGUACUCAAACAAAUUACUAAAAUUAUUCUAUUUAAAUAAACUUAAGGGACUUGUUAAAAUGUUUAUGUACAUAUAUAUUUCAAUAUAGACUGAAUCAUUUAAAUCUUUGCAAAAUUUUAAUAAUGAAAAUAAUAAAUUAUUAAAUACUAUUAAUUUUAAUCAUAUAAUUUUAAUCAUAUAAUUUAUAAAUGAUAUUAAUGAUAUUAUUUUAUCAUCAUUUUAUCAUCAUUAUUAUAAAAAAAAUUUCUAAAAAUUCAUUUCUCUUAUUGACAUUCUUACAUAAGAAAAAGAAUUUCUUUCCCGGAUAUUUUUUUAAUUAUAAUACGGAAUUUAAUUUAAAUUUAAAAUGAAUAUAAAUAAAAACUUCAUAAUCUAUUUCCGGUAGUAAUUUUAAUUGAUUCAAUCUAUAACUUAUUUGUUUCUAAAAAAAAAAAAAUGUAAAAACAAAUUACAUGUACAUCAUUAAAUAGUUCAAUUUGAUCAUAUAUGUAUAUUUAUUCCUCAGUUUUAUGAUCUCUCUCUCGAUGUUACAUGUAUAUUUACAAAUAUUCAUCGAAAAGAUGUACAUGAAAAUUUGUCUACAUUUAAAAUUAUUAAUUUUAACAAUAGUAACAUAUCCCUUAAGAUAAGGUACGUUCGAGCUUGUGCUUGCAAAAGGUAUAAAGUGUAUCGUUACACAUUAUAUUAUAUGCUAUAAUAGCUAUAAACAAAAAGAAAUCAAUCUUAUUAUUAUUAAAAACUGAAAAAAAAUAUAUUAUAAAUGAAAAUCAUUAAUCACUAUACAAACGUGCAAUCAAUACACAAAAAAAUCACAUAUUAACUAUACAUGGUCAUUGUUACUCAUGGUUGCGGUUCUAUUUACACGAUUCGUUUAUUGAAUAAAUUCGAAACAAAUAUAUUUAAAGUAAUAACUAA